GUUCAGGUGACUGAGUGUGGGAAGCCUUUGUCAUAGGGUAAAAGUUGCACACCCCUGGGCUGUAGGCUGCACACUUUGGGUCAAAUAUCAGGUUCUGUAGCUGGGUAUUUUAUCAGAACAAAUCUGUUCUACAAUGAUUAUUUUCCUUAGCUCAGGGUUGUUUUGCCUAUUGAUGGCAGCUGUGGGCAUACAAGCACAACAGACACCUUCUAUAAAUGACCUCAACGCUGAAUGCCUUGGUAACGUUAUUCGUUUGAGUGUCGCUCCUCUUUUUGAAGAGGUUGACACUGUCUUCAAUGACACACAAAUCAUAAACCUGACGCCUGGACUUGCUACUCAGUGUGGAUUCAGCUUUAAAUUUGACCCCAUGGGGAAUGCCAUGUUUUUUGCUUCUCUUCAAAACUGCUUUUCCCAAAACAUGGAUGAUAAGAUGUUCAGCUUGGUCAUGCAGUUCAGGCUGCCAGGAAACCACAUGACUGAAGACCCUGUUUAUAGAGUGGGCAAAACCUGUAGCUACACCCCCUGGACCUCCCGAGAGAUUCUGUGCGACCGCAACUACAUGGAGGUGUCUGUCAGAAGGACUCUUCCAGACAUCCAAACCAUCCCCAAACAGCCCACUGGGGGCCCGAAAGCAAGGAGCGGCAACUUCCGGAGGGGAGCUGAGGCUGUUGCUUCAGGAUACAAAAUGACAGCAGUCGUCUUUAGUCCUAGCAAGAAUGUCAUGAAUGUGGAUGAGGUCCAAAGGAAGGGCUAUGCAAUAGCCAACACUCUCACACGGCUGGUGUUAAGAAGCCCUCAUAAUGCAGAGGAGACAUACCUCCAGAAUGUAGCUGGGGUUCCGAUGCGGGUGCUCUCAACCUCAACCUUCUUUGAGCAGAAGUGGCUGGUUACUCGAGUAGAUGCCACGGCUGUUUGUCCAACACCAGAGGCAGUGGCCUUUACUCCAGAAGUGAUCACCUGGUACAUGCCCAAGCACAUAGACCCACUUUUCUCCUCUGAUGCCUUCACCAUGUUGGAGGUGUACAUGGGAAUUGACGCUAAGAGGCUGGACACUGAGGAAAUGGCUGCCAGAAACUACUCGGUUUUAGUCACAGAGGCUCAUAUUAUUGUUGAAAUUCCGGUGGGGGCGGUUGGCGGCAACUUCAAGAGCCAUAUUCAGGAUGACCAGUACUUUGUCACUUACACCAUUGAGCCCAUGCUUGAGUUGCUGUGGAUCGAGGAGGUCGCACACGAGAACACCAGCUAUAAAGUCCUCUUCCCUAUCACAUUUAAGGAGAGAAGGGCGGAACAAGGUGUCACAACCUUCACUCUUCAGCUGAUCUACGGCCUGGUCAUCUUUCCAGAGUACGCUCCUUUCUCUCACUCUGCCGUUGUGGACGCUGUACUGCUGGACAUUGUGCCACCCUCAGUCACUGGCAACUGUGAUCAGGAGAACUUCCACAUCACUGUGGACUACAGGAACCAAGAGCCCUUUUUUGUGGUCUUGGUUGGCAAGCGGCUGCUUAACCAUGAGUUUGCUCAACAGUAUUUAACAGAGGGCGACACAGACUUCACCAUCACGUUGCCCUUCUCUUCGCCGGACGCAGUGUUUGAGUCGGUUCACUCGUCCUCUGUCAGGAGCAGACUGGAUGUGGCUCUGUUGAAUCCUUACAACAACAUGACCAUCAAAUACUUUUCCCUGGCUUGCAGCUUCCUCAAAACGCUGACUGAGUGUUUCUCUAACGGAACGAUGACUGCGCUGGCAGUGAAGGUGGAGUCUGCUCCCGGUCUGAACCCCGGUCAGCUGACCCUGAGCGACCCCGCCUGUGGUCCCACCUACAGUGACGAUCGCUUCGCCUACUUCCACUUCACUGUGAACUCCUGUGGCACCACCAGGAAGUUUAUCAACAAUGUCAUGCUGUAUGAGAACGAAAUCUCCUUGCCAGAUGAACUUGAGGUGAAGCUGAAUGCCACGACGUCUUCAGAGGAGGAAUAUCAGUUAAAGGUUUCCUGCUCCUAUGUGGCCAACAUCACUCGCACAUUGGCCUUCCUGACCAGGCCGCGUGACAACGAGCCUUUUGCCGAGACUGGGACAGGUCGACUAAUGGUCAGAAUGAGACUCGCUCAGGACGCCUCGUAUAACACGUUCCACCAGGAGGAGGACUAUCCAGUGGUGAGGUACCUGAGACAGCCUCUGCACUUUGAGGUGGAGCUGACCACGUCCUCUGAUCCCAAGGUAGCGCUGGUGCUUGACCACUGCUGGGCCACCCUCAACGAGGACCGCGACUCCCGACCCCGGUGGAAUCUCAUCAUUAAUGGCUGUGAGAACCCAGAGGAUCCAUACCGUGUGGUCUUCCACCCGGUAGAAGCUGACGCCAGGGUCCGCUUCCCCCCUCACGUCAAACGCUUUGAGGCCUAUAUGUUUUCCUUCGCCGGUGAUGCGGUUGAGCCGAGUGGCCAGGUCUUUGUCCAUUGUGAUGUGGUCAUCUGUGAUGCCAGUAGUCCCACUGGCGGCCCCUGUAGUGGACAAUGUGUGAAUCAGGACAACCUGAAAAGAGGUCAACGACAUGUCAAAGACUUCUUUGAGGAGCGUCAUGUAUAUGUUUCUUCUGGAUACAUUCUUUGGGUGUAAUGUAUUGUUCUAACAUGUCAAAUAAAGUGUUCUAUAUAAAACAAUCCUAA
This is a messenger RNA of Oncorhynchus kisutch (coho salmon), 2661 nucleotides long. RefSeq lists its product as uncharacterized. The transcript has 21 exons. The record is from RefSeq and is a predicted model, not a curated record. Bases 134 to 2611 code for a protein of 825 amino acids. NCBI's taxonomy places the organism in Eukaryota, Metazoa, Chordata, Actinopteri, Salmoniformes, Salmonidae.